Molecule: messenger RNA, 3337 nt
Organism: Megalops cyprinoides (Indo-Pacific tarpon)
Lineage: Eukaryota; Metazoa; Chordata; Actinopteri; Elopiformes; Megalopidae
Gene: cog3
Product: component of oligomeric golgi complex 3
Exons: 23
Coding region: 9-2489 (826 amino acids)
Biological process (GO): Golgi organization; intra-Golgi vesicle-mediated transport; intracellular protein transport
Cellular component (GO): membrane; COG complex; cis-Golgi network
Source: RefSeq, a predicted model, not a curated record
UAACGUUGAUGAUGGCGGCGGUGGACCAGUCUCUCCUGGAUCUGACCGAUAAAGAGACCCGUGAAAAGCUCUCUUUGUGGGACCACCGCUCCGAUGCUACGGCGCCGUUGACAGAGAAGCAGACGGACUCCAUUCUGGAGAUCCGUGCUGCCGCUGAGGCGCUCCCCGUACCCGCAGAGCUGCCCAUCGAGGACCUGUGCAGCCUGACGUCCCUGUCCUUGCGCUCGCCGUUCACGGCCGCUGUACCCGCCUCCACAGAGGAUGUCCUACUGAAGGGCUUCCAGUCUCUGGAUCUGGAGAACACCAGGAUAGAGACGGCACAGCAGUUUUUCUCCUGGUUUUCCAAGCUGCAGUCACAGAUGGAUCAGGAUGAGGGAGCAAAGUAUAGGCACACCAGAGACCAUCUGAGCGGCUAUCAGGAGCAGUGUGACGCCAUUCUGAAUGACGUAAACACGGCUCUUCAGCACCUGGACUCCCUACAGAAACAGUACCUCUUUGUGUCUACUAAAACAGGGACUCUACAUGAGGCCUGCGAACAGCUGCUCAAAGAGCAGUCAGAACUGGUGGACUUGGCUGAGAGCAUACAGCAGAAGCUUUCAUAUUUCAAUGAGCUGGAGAACAUAAAUACGAAACUGAACUCCCCAACUCUGUCUGUAAACAGUGAUGGUUUUAUACCCAUGCUGUCCAAGCUGGAUGACUGUAUAGAAUAUGUCUCCUCACAUCCAAACUUCAAGGACUACCCAGUUUACCUGACCAAGUUUAAACAGUGUCUCUCCAAAGCCAUGCACCUGAUGAAGACCCACACUGUGAACACACUGCAGAAUCUAACCAGCCAGCUCACUAAAAGGGACCCGCUGGGCAUGGCGAAUGCAGACAACGCUUUUACACUCUAUUAUGUCAAAUUCAGAGCUGCUGCACCCAAAGUCAGAACAUUGAUAGAACAAAUUGAGCAAAGAUCAGAGAAGAUACCAGAAUACCAGCAGUUGCUGGGGGAGAUCCAUCAGUGCUACCUGGACCAGCGGGAGCAGCUGCUCAGCCCCAGCAUCACCUCCACCAUCACGGACCUGACCAGCCAAAACAACAAGGACCACUGUGCACUGGUUCGCAGUGGCUGUGCAUUCAUGGUUCAUGUGUGCCAGGAUGAACACCAGCUCUACAACGAGUUCUUCUCCAAACCCACCCCCAGAUUAGAUGAGCUGCUGGAAAAGCUGUGUCUCUCUCUCUAUGAUGUGCUCCGCCCCCUCAUCAUCCACGUGAUUCACCUGGAGACGCUGUCUGAGCUCUGUGGCAUCCUGAAGAAUGAGAUGCUGGAUGACCACGUCCACAACAAUGCUGGACAGCUGGGAGCAUUUGACGCGGUCGUGAAGCAGAUGCUGGAGGAUGUUCAAGAGCGACUGGUGUACAGGACACACAUAUACAUCCAGACCGACAUCAUCGGCUACAACCCUGCACCCGGCGACCUGGCCUACCCUGAGAAGCUAGAGAUGAUGGAGAAAAUCGCCCAGAGUCUGAAGGAGGAGCAACUUCGACUGGCGUCUCCAGAUUCCUCUUUCUCUGACGUGCAGCUGGAGGAGCCACAGGCAAAGAAGAAUGUCAACUCAGGAAGUUUGGAGGUGUCUCGGCCUCUGGCCUCCAUCUCUCCGGCGGACCUGCACGGCAUGUGGUACCCCACCGUGCGGCGCACCCUGGUGUGUCUUUCCAAACUGUACAGGUGCAUCGAUAGGGCAGUAUUUCAAGGCUUAUCCCAAGAGGCUCUGUCUGCCUGCAUCCAGUCCUUACUGAAAGCCACUGAUGUCAUCAUCAAGAAUAAGACUCAGAUUGACGGGCAGCUGUUCCUGAUCAAACACCUGCUGAUCAUGCGUGAGCAGAUCGCCCCCUUCCACACUGACUUUGCCAUCAAGGAGAUCUCUCUGGACCUGAAGAAAACGAGAGAUGCGGCUUUCAAAAUCCUGAACCCCAAGAAGGUUCCUAGUUUCUUUAGGCUAAACAGUCAUAAUGCCAUCCUGGAAUUCCUGCUAGAGGGAACACCGGAGAUAAAGGAGCACUACAUCGACUCUAAGAAGGAUGUGGAUCGCCACCUGAAGUCCAGCUGCGAGCAGUUCAUCCAGCAGCAGAGCCGGCUGUUUGUGGGGAACCUGGAGGAGUUCCUGACAAAGGUGUCUGCGCUGAAGACGAUGGCCAUUCAAGGAGGCCCGACCUAUAACCUGUCACAGCAGCCUUGGGCUCAGCCAGCCAAGAUCAAUGACUUGGUGAUGUCCACGUACCGUGUAAUGAAGACCAAACUGCCUGGAACCCUGCAGAGGAUGUCCCUGUACCUGGCCAAUAGGGACACAGAGUUUAUACUCUUCAAACCUGUCAGGAAUAACAUCCAGCAGGUCUUCCAGAGACUGCACACACUGCUGCAGGAGGAGUUCAGUGGGGAGGACCUGCAGAUCAUAGCCUGUCCUUCAAUGGAGCAGAUCAACUUGCUGCUGUCUGUGAAUAAGUAGCUCCUAAUGGCCCAGGAGGAGGGGCCUCCUUGGGGGUGGGGCCACAGAAGACUGCUUGGUCCUUAAGACUGCUGAGACCACAGGUGUGGGGGAGGGGCUAAGCUUGGCCGUGGCUGAGGGAGGGGCUACGCUUGCCCUUGGCUCAGAAGCUGUAGAGAUGCUAGAAGAGAGGGGACUGAGCGACCGUCGCCGGUGAGGGCGGAGACACUCUACGAAAGGGGUGGAAAAGAUCCACACAGUGGAGGGAAAGAGCCACCAGCAGACAUGAGUCUGCCAUAAUGACAAUGAAGGAAUAAGAGGGCUGGGGUUGCACAUAUACAGAUGACCAAUCAAUGGAGCCGGCGUGUUUAUACACACCUUAGAUCUGAAGUUUCCAUGAUCUGCCUUUCUGUGAAUACAUGGGCCUGUUUGUAUAUUUGGGGUGAGAGGGGGAGGGUGAAUGCGAUGUCACCCAGUGUGGUGGCCAGACACCCUGUGCCUCAUGUUGGUCGAAUUCUGACAGUAAUGAUGGGGGGGGGGUUCAUUGGCAUGUGAUUUAGCUGUGUAAAUGGCACAUGUAGUUAACAUUGAAACCCGGCGCAGUGGGUUUUGGGAUAUUAAUCAGAGAUGUAUCAGGUUAUAUUUCAAUGAAUCAGAUUCAUAUAGCUCUAAAAACAUAUAUUCUCUAAAAACAUCAGCUUCAUUUUGCCAUAAUGAUGUGGUUUACCAGUUUUGAUAUCCAGAAUUGCCCACCAAGCAAAUUAUAAGCAUGCCAGUGGUGAAUCUGAUUUAGUUAAAGCCCAGACGAGAACACCCACAUACCCCAGAGCAGGCAUGCCAACACAGUGGUCAAAAAAGCUUCAAGCUUC